UUUCCGGCCCUUUCCGACAAUUCCUUCGUAAAGUGUACAGUUCUCAAAAGAGCUAAGGCCAAUCCGGCGACUUACACUGUUUUACUAAGGCAUCAGAUAAAAACCAAGACAUAAAUAAAUACAAUGGCAUCUUCGGACGAACUUGCCUGCGUUUAUGCAGCUUUGAUUCUCGCUGACGACCAAGUUGCGAUCACUAGUGAUAAAAUUGCAACCAUCUUGAAGGCUGCUGGAGUGUCUGUUGAACCGUACUGGCCAUCACUGUUCGCCAAGGCCCUUGAUGGUGUUAACGUAAAGGAGAUGAUCUCCAACAUCUCUAGUGGUGUAGGAGCCGCUCCAGCUGCAGCUGCUGCCCCAGCCGGCCAGGCUGCUGCCCCAGCUGAUGACAAGAAAGCUGCCAAGAAAGAGGAGAAGAAGGAGGAAUCUGAGUCUGAUGAGGACAUGGGAUUUGGUCUCUUCGACUGAGAAGAAAAAUCACAGUUUAUUUUAUGUGAAAGGAAAAAAAAUCCCAAAUAAAAAAGGAAAAAAAUGCAAAA
Messenger RNA from Magallana angulata, 533 nucleotides. Its product is annotated as 60S acidic ribosomal protein P1-like. Gene Ontology annotation, biological process: translational elongation; cytoplasmic translation. Bases 124 to 462 code for a protein of 112 amino acids. The record is from RefSeq and is a predicted model, not a curated record. Gene Ontology annotation, molecular function: protein kinase activator activity; structural constituent of ribosome; ribonucleoprotein complex binding. NCBI's taxonomy places the organism in Eukaryota, Metazoa, Mollusca, Bivalvia, Ostreida, Ostreidae. Gene Ontology annotation, cellular component: ribosome; cytosolic large ribosomal subunit. The transcript has 5 exons.